Molecule: messenger RNA, 1094 nt
Organism: Medioppia subpectinata
Lineage: Eukaryota; Metazoa; Arthropoda; Arachnida; Sarcoptiformes; Oppiidae
Source: the annotation of a GenBank genome assembly
AUGUUGCGGCAGAUGAUCGCCGGUCACCAGCGGUGGACACAAUUGGACGCCAUUCACAUCGGCUGCGAUGAGGUCUGGCAUUUGGGUCACUGUCAGCGGUGCCGGCAAUACCUCACCGAUCACUGUCUUGCGGACAAAUCACAGCUAUUCCUGCGAUACGUGCGAAAAGUGGCCGAAUUUGUGCGAAAGACUUUCGACAUAAAAGUCAUCGUAUGGGACGAUAUGAUGCGACACAUUGACGACCAAACUCUGGCCGAUUCCGGACUCAAUCGUUUGGUUGAGCCAAUGGUGUGGCACUAUUUGGACGCCGAGUGCUUUCAGCUCCGGGACCCGCAGUUGUGGUCGAAAUACAAGCACUCGUUUGACCGCAUUUGGAUCGCCAGCGCAUUCAAAGGCGCGGCCAAAAUGAACCAAAUGCUGCCACCGGUUGACCAUUACAUUAGCAAUCACUUGGCAUGGGUUCGGGUGAUUGAGGACAACCAAUUGGCCGAACGGGUGGCCGGUCUGGCGCUCACCGGUUGGCAACGGUUCGAUCACAUGACCACUCUAUGCGAACUGAUGCCCAAUUCAAUGGUCUCUUUGAUGAUGUGUUUGUUUGCGUUUAAUGAACGAGACUUUAAUGAAGACAUACAGCGAAAUGUGUCCACUUUUAUCGGCAAUAAACAGCUGAUCCCCAUUGAUAUUAAUAGUGCCACCGAUUUAGAGGCGAUUGAUUCCGAUGUCUAUCCCGGCGUAGAUCUCUUUAAACUUUGUAAUGAAUGGCAGUUUUUAGUCAAAGAAUUCAAUGAACUAAAGAGUAAUCAAAGUUUUGAGGGCGCCUUCACUUCAUACCAGAUAUCACUGAACAGAACCAAUCCGUUACACAUCGAGGCGUUUCUAUUAAAGGCCAGAGUACUUCUGUUUCGUGUCCAACAAAUGAGGCUUCAAAUAGAGACAGAAAUGAAGAAAAUAUUUUACGACACGACUGUCGAGGAAUGGAUUCACACGAAUGUCAUACGGAUUAGCAAAAAGUUGGACAAAAUUGUGACAAACGGUGACCAACAACUGGCCACACAUGUCAACUGAUAUACGUCGAUCGCACCACAACUCAGUGA